UUGUAAACAUGCGGUAAGGUUACAAUUUUUGGUUGAAUUCUGUAGUGUGAAUCUCAUUGAUCGUUAAGCAAAGUAAAUUGCGUUAGCAGUUGCUGAUGAACAUCAAAAAUGUAUGCUACACAAGAGAAAAAAUUCAAAUCUGUGUCAAUGCUCGUUUGGAUAGGCUUCUUCACAUGGAUUACAUGUCAUGGGGUCUUGUCAUUUAUCCCAGACGCCUUGCCAUGCUCUCUAUUUGGCAAGUUUGGUGAUGAUGUUUGCCGUGUAGUCAAAGAAUAUAAUUACGGUAUUAAAAUUGCGUACAUAGCAGUUUGGAUUAUACAUGUUUUCGAGAGUUCCUACGCCCUUUUAUUGAGCAGUUAUUUGGGAUGCAGCUCAUUGGAAAAAGUGAAGUGGUUUUCCCAAACAAUGAUAAGUGGAUCUUUUUCACUGUCGAUUAUCAGAGAAAUGACUCGCAAAUCAAAGCACAAGUAACGAAUGUUAAGCUCUUUUAGAAUAACUAGUUGUAAGAUUUUUUAAGACUUGUACAAACAAGCAAAAAUAUUAAAAAUCUUUUAAUCAGA
This is a messenger RNA of Xenia sp. Carnegie-2017, 560 nucleotides long. RefSeq lists its product as uncharacterized. The coding region runs from base 109 to 471 and encodes 120 amino acids. The record is from RefSeq and is a predicted model, not a curated record. The transcript is spliced from 5 exons. Lineage: Eukaryota; Metazoa; Cnidaria; Anthozoa; Malacalcyonacea; Xeniidae.